AUGAAAAUGUCAGUAACUCUUCGUCAACAUUUCUGGAAAACAAAAUUGUGCCCUUUACAUAUGGAGAACAGGUGUAAUGAAGGGAGCAAUUGUGAUUAUGCUCAUUCUAUAGAAGACUUAAGAUCUAUUCCUGAUUUGAAAAGAACUAAAUUAUGUUACAAACUAUUAAAGGGAGAGAAAUGUUUUAAUAAAAAAUGUAAUUAUGCGCAUAAUCAAGAUGAAUUAAAAUCUGCACAGAAUUUAUUUGCAUAUAAAUCAUCUAUGUGUAAAUUUGUAGCAAAUAAAAGAUGCUUGAAUGGUGCUACAUGUCGUUUUGCUCAUUCAGUUGAUGAAUUAAGGAUUCCAAGGAUACCUGAUAUUUUAUUAGAAAAGAAAGAUAAUAACCAAACGGAUGGGGGAAACAAGGAUCUCCUAAAUAUAGGAAUCGAUAAUAAUAAUAAUAAUAUGUUGAAUGAACUAAAUAGUAGCCAUAAGAAAACAAGAAAUAGAAAUAAUUUUAAUAAUAAUUUAGAUAUGCUUAUAAAUAACUUUAAUGAAAUGCACCUUAUUAAUAAUGAUUAUAUGAAGAAUUAUAAUAAUUCAUUAAAUAUUCAUAACAAAGGUGAAAAUAAUUAUGAUAAUAUUAUUAAUAUGAAUAAUUAUAAUGAUAAUGGAAAUACUUUUGUUGAUCAUGUCAACGAUAAUUUUUGUGAUAAAAUUUUUAAUAGUCAUUUGGAUAAUAAUAUGAAUAUUCACAUGAACAACCACGUGAAUAGUAAUAUAAACAACCACGUGAAUAAUAAUAUGAACAAUCACAUGAAUAAUAAUAUGAACAAUCACAUGAAUAAUAAUAAUAAUAAUAAUAAUAAUAAUAUGAACAACCACAUAAAUAAUAACAUAAACAACCACAUGAAUAAUAACAUAAACAACCACACAAAUAAUAACAUGAAUAAUUACAUAAACCAUAAUAUGAAUAACCAUUAUAGUAAUUAUUCGUAUGGUACAUAUGAUAACCGUUCUAUGCAAAAGAAUUGUGAACUAAAAUAUCAAGAUGAUAUGAAAAAGAAAGAAAAAAAUAAAUAUAAAAAUAAAGGGAAACUAUUAAAGAAUGAAAAAAACAAUCCUAAUUACAUAGGGAAGCAAAACAAUAGCAGUACAGAAAAAAAUAAAAAAACAACGAAAAAUUGUAUCAUGAAUAGUACUUCUUCGUCUUUGAAAAAUACCGAAGAUAAAAGUUAUGAUAGUAACACAACCAUAUCUUCAAGCUUAAAUUAUGUAGAUGAAGACAAGAACAAAACAAAUGAAGAUUCUUUCGCAAGCCCUACUUUUGAAAAAGUUGAUAAAAACCAAUAUCAUGCAAAAACAGAAGAAAAUAUAAACAUGAACCAUAUGGGGAAAUCAAAUAACAAAGAUGAUUCAAAAGAUGAGACGAAUAAAUUAGAAAUAAAGAAAAAUGAAAAAUUAAAUAUAAAAGAUAUAUAUGAUGAAAAUAAAAAUAUAUAUAUAUGUGAUUCAAAUAAACAGAAUAAUAAUAUGAAUAAUAUAAAAGAUAAAAAGAAAAAAAAUAAUAUUAUGGCUAGUCAAACAAAGGAAGGAGAAAAUAAAAUAAACUGUACAGAAUAUGAAAAUUUUACUAAUUCUUGUUUAUAUAAAAAAAUAAAUAUAAAUCAAAAUAUUCCAAAUUAUUACAAUUAUCCAAAUUAUCACAGUUAUCCGAAUUAUGACAAUUAUCCUAAUAUCUACAAUUAUCCGAAUAUACAUAAUUAUCACAAUUUUCAAAAUCUAUCAAAUAUUAAAAGUUACAAUCCUUAUUUCAAUUAUAUACAAACAAAUGAUAAAAUAAGUAAGGCAGACACAUGUGUAGAUAAUCAAUAUUCUCAAUAUAUUAAUCCAAAUGAAUAUGUUUUUUAUGAUCAUCAAAAUAAUAUACAGUAUGCUCCACCAAAUUAUUAUGGAAAUUAUUUAUAUUAUUAUGCGGCUCCAUAUGGUUAUGGACCUGUUGGUUUACCAGAAAAAGUAGUACAUAAUAACUCUCCUAAUGAAAAGAUAAUAUUUAAUGAUAAUAGAGGAGAAGAGUAUACAAAAAAUGAGGAGAUUAGCAUAAAGGAGGCUGAAACCGAAAUUGAAGAGGAUAAAUCUGAUGAUACGAAUAAUAAAGUGGAAGAUUCUGAUGAAUUAAAUAGUGUAUCACCAAAAUGUCAAGAAUAUACUUCAAAGGAACAAAUAUAUGAAAACAAUAUAUAUAAAGAAAGUAAACAUGAAUUUGAUAUAUAUGAAGAAAAUGUGUUACAAGUAGAUACAGAAGAGGAUAAUAUUAAUGAGCAGGAUAUAUCUGUGAUAAAAAAUUACAAAAAAGUGAAUGAAAAAUGUAGUAUGGAAGAAAAUGUGAAAGGUGAAGAUUCAAAAAUAUGUUCUUUAGAUGACAUAAAGGCAGAAGAUACUAUAAAAAAUAAUGAAAACUAUUAUAUAACUAAUGCAAAUGAAAAUGUAAAAACGUAUAGUAUUGAAAACAUUAUGAAUGAAGAAUUUACGAACAAAUCUAUUACUCUUAACACAGAAAAUCCAAACACACAAAAUAAAGAUGAGACACAGAAUAAUGAAGAAGUACAAAUAUCUUCAACCACUUUACAUAAAAAUGAAGAAGAAAUAAAAACGAAAGAUAUGAAAAAUUAUCAUAAAGAAAAUAAGUCAAAAAGAAAGAAAAAAAUAUCCAAGUUAGUAUCUUUAAAAGAUUUCAAAAAGAAAAAUAUUAGAAAUAAUAAUAUUAUAGAAAAUGGAAAAAAUACGAAAUUAAAUCCUGUUCCUUCAUCUGUAUAUAGUUAUAUUGGAAAUACAAUUAAUGCUCAAGGUGUAAAUUAUGAUACAACGUAUAUGAAACCAUUGUCUAAUGAUAUGGAUAUAUAUAUGAACAAUCUAUAUGAUAUAAAUCCUCUCAAUAAUGAUUAUAUAAAUUAUAAUUUGAAUAAUAGGAAUUAUGGUUAUUAUUACUGUUCUUAUCCUAAUCCUUCUAUUUUUAAUGAUGAAGUAUAUUUAAAUUAG
Messenger RNA from Plasmodium falciparum 3D7, 3018 nucleotides. Its product is annotated as putative zinc finger protein. The transcript has a single exon. The record is from RefSeq and is a predicted model, not a curated record. The coding region runs from base 1 to 3018 and encodes 1005 amino acids. Gene Ontology annotation, molecular function: metal ion binding; mRNA binding. Lineage: Eukaryota; Apicomplexa; Aconoidasida; Haemosporida; Plasmodiidae.